AUGUCUGUCACCACUCAACCUGGUAUUCCGCCAGUGGCGCUGGACACUAUUACCCAGCACAUCGGCAACACCCCCCUCGUGCGACUGAAUCGCCUGCCCCGCAGCCUGGGUAUCGAUGCUACCGUCUAUGCCAAAUUGGAAUAUUUCAAUGCUGGUGGCUCCGUCAAGGACCGCAUCGCCCUGCGCAUGAUUGAAGAGGCAGAACGCUCCGGUCGCAUCAAGCCAGGCGACACCCUGAUUGAGCCGACCAGUGGUAACACUGGUAUCGGAUUGGCAUUGGUCGGUGCGGUCAAGGGCUACAAAACCAUCAUUACCCUCCCGGAGAAGAUGUCAGCAGAGAAAGUCUCUGUCCUACGAGCUUUGAACGCGACAAUUAUCCGAACACCCAACGAAGCUGCUUUUGAUUCCCCCGAGUCUCAUAUUGGAGUGGCUAAGCGCCUGCAGAAGGAGCUUCCCAAUGCUCACAUUCUUGAUCAAUAUGGCAAUGAAAACAAUCCCAAUGCUCAUGAAUUCGGCACUGCGGAGGAGAUUUGGACCCAGACAAAGGGCGAGAUCAAGGCCAUUGUUGCCGGUGCUGGAACCGGUGGCACUAUUACUGGUCUGGCCCGUGGUCUCAAGAAACACAAUCCUAAUAUCGAGGUCGUUGCCGCUGACCCUUUCGGUUCUAUUCUGGCUCUGCCCCCCUCUUUGAACGAAUCCCGUGUCAACGAGCCUUACAAGGUUGAAGGUAUCGGUUACGACUUCAUUCCGGACGUGCUGGACCAGAAGAUCGUCGAUCGGUGGUAUAAAACUGAGGACAAGGAGUCCUUCCAGUAUUCACGCCGCCUGAUCGCCGAGGAAGGUCUCCUGGUUGGCGGUAGCAGUGGCAGCGCAGUCGCUGCUUUGGUGAAAGCCAACGAGGAGAAGAAGUUCUCCAAGGACGAUGUGGUUGUUGUCGUUCUCCCAGACAGCAUCCGAAGCUACCUAACAAAGUUUGCUGAUGAUGACUGGCUUGCAGCCAAUAACCUUCUUGCUGCUCUUCCCGUCGAAGUCAAAGCUCAAACGCAACAACCUGCUGCUGCUGCUGCUGCUGCAGAUCCCCUGGCCGGAGCUAAGGUCAGCGCUUUGCGGUUAAAGCCAAUCACCACUGUGACUUCCAGCUUCUCGUGUGAGGCUGCUAUUGAGAUCAUGCGUGACAGGGGAUUUGAUCAACUCCCUGUCCUCGCUUCUUCAGGCCGUAAGCUCGUGGGUCUUCUGACCCUGGGUAAUGUCCUUAGUCGUCUGACACAUGGACGUGUGUCCGGUCAAACUCCCGUUUCCGAGGUGAUGUUUGACUUCUCAAAGAUUCCUGAAGUUGUCACCGAUCCUCGUGAUAUGGGUGUGACAAGCCAGUCCAAUGCCCAAUCCAAUGGCUCUAGUACCUUGCGAGCUCAGCCAAGACGUCGUCAGUUCAUUGAAAUCACUAUAGACACCCCUCUGAGCGUGUUGAACCGCUUUUUUGAGUGGAACAGCGCUGCCGUCGUGACAGAGAAGGACGCCAGUGGAGCUUUGAAGCCACUGGCCGUGGUGACCAAAGUGGAUUUGCUCACUUGGAUGUUGCACAACAAGAACACCAACGCUUAG
Molecule: messenger RNA, 1602 nt
Organism: Penicillium angulare
Lineage: Eukaryota; Fungi; Ascomycota; Eurotiomycetes; Eurotiales; Aspergillaceae
Product: cystathionine beta-synthase CYS4
Exons: 2
Coding region: 1-1602 (533 amino acids)
Cellular component (GO): cytoplasm
Molecular function (GO): cysteine synthase activity; cystathionine beta-synthase activity
Source: RefSeq, a predicted model, not a curated record